This is a messenger RNA of Propithecus coquereli (Coquerel's sifaka), 792 nucleotides long. RefSeq names its product proteasome (prosome, macropain) subunit, beta type, 1 (gene PSMB1). Bases 287 to 709 code for a protein of 140 amino acids. Gene Ontology annotation, cellular component: proteasome core complex. The record is from RefSeq and is a predicted model, not a curated record. The transcript is spliced from 5 exons. Lineage: Eukaryota; Metazoa; Chordata; Mammalia; Primates; Indriidae.
UAUUUCAUCCUAGUGUUUUCUCUGCAGCAUUCUUUUGUUUGGAGGGAGAGGAUUGCCUUCCUGAAGAAUUAAUUUUUUUCUUUCUGUUUUCCACAGUACUGUAUUGGCAAUUGCUGGAGAAGAUUUCUCAAUUGUCGCUUCUGACACUCGAUUGAGUGAAGGGUUUUCAAUUCAUACCCGAGACAGCCCCAAAUGUUACAAAUUAACAGACAAAACAGUCAUUGGAUGCAGUGGUUUUCAUGGAGAUUGUCUUACCCUGACAAAGAUUAUUGAAGCAAGACUAAAGAUGUAUAAACAUUCCAAUAAUAAGGCCAUGACUACGGGGGCAAUUGCUGCAAUGCUGUCUACGAUCCUGUAUUCAAGGCGCUUCUUUCCAUACUAUGUUUACAACAUCAUCGGUGGACUUGAUGAAGAAGGAAAGGGAGCUGUGUACAGCUUCGACCCGGUGGGGUCCUACCAGAGAGACUCCUUCAAGGCCGGAGGCUCAGCAAGUGCCAUGCUGCAGCCCCUGCUCGAUAACCAGGUUGGUUUUAAGAACAUGCAGAAUGUGGAGCACGUCCCACUGUCCCUGGAUAGAGCCAUGCGGCUGGUGAAAGACGUCUUCAUUUCUGCGGCCGAGAGGGAUGUGUACACUGGGGACGCACUCAGGAUCUGCAUCGUGACCAGAGACGGCACCCGGGAGGAGACAGUUCCCCUGAGGAAGGACUGAGCUGUGCCUCUGUGCAGAACUGGCUGUUGUCGUACCUUGGAACUGCCGACAAAUUUGUUUAUUAAAAAGACCUGAAGUGCUCA